AUGACUGUAUCAAAAGUCAGAGAUGCUGCCAAAGCAGACGCUGACGAAAAAGGGCCAGACCCUGCCCCCGGCAUGGGCGACAUCGAGGAACUCCCCCGCAACUUCGGCCUGCUCAGCGUCUUUGCCAUCGGAUACUCCAUCUGCGCCGCCCCCUGCGCCCUGCUACUCUCUCUCGGUGUUAUCAUCGGCAGCGGCGGCCAGGCAGUCCUUCUCUGGGGCCAGCUGCUGGUAUACUUUGUCUCGCUGUGCAUUGCGGCCAGCCUGGCUGAACUGGCCUCAGCCUACCCCAACGCCGGGGGCCAGUACUACUGGGCUGCAGUGCUGGCUCCUAAAUCUUGCCGGCGCCUCCCUGCCUUUAUCGUGGGCCAUCUCAGCUGGGCAUCGGCAGUCUGCGCCUGUGCCUCCAUGUUGGUCGCCCUGGCCGAGAUGGGAAUCGCCAUGUUCAGCUUGAGGCAUCCCGACGCUGCUACACCUACCUGGGUCACAUUCCUGGUCUAUCAGCUCAUUAAUAUCGUCAUGUUUGGCUUGAAUUGCUGGGAGUCUUUACUGCCACGCCUUAGCCGUAUAUGGUUGACUAUCUCAAUGGCCACGGCGUUGAUCAUUUUCAUUACUAUUCUUGCCAGGACAAAUGAUAAACGAUCUGCCUCCUUUGUGUUUACUGGCUUCACCAACCUCACUGGCUGGUCUGACGGCAUCGCCUUUCUCACAGGUCUAUUGGGAGUCAACUGGGGACUGUCCUGUCUCGAUGCCGUCACCCAUAUGGCUGAAGAGAUCCCUGAUCCCCGCCGCAACAUCCCCAAAGCCCUAAUCGGCACAGUUGUUGUGAACGCUCUGCUGGCGUGGCCCAUGGCUAUCGCCAUCGCCUUUUGCAUCCAGAACAUAGAACAGCUGUUCGCCCCGCCGACUGGUCUCGCCUCAUUGUCUCUAUUCCUGCAGGUUUUCAAGGGCAGCACUGCCGCACCACUUGCUCUCCAAGCACUCUUGUUUCUCGGCGGUUUAGGUGCAGUGUUUGGCAUUCACACCUGGCAGGCUCGGUUGGCAUGGACUGUCGCCCGUGAUGGGGGCCUCCCAUUUGCCAAAUACACCAAAUCCAUCGCCCCGGCCCCUUAUGGCGUUCCCUUUUGGGCGCACGUCUAUUCAUCCAUAUUUGCGGCCCUGCUCGGAUGCCUGUAUCUUGGAUCCAGUGCGGCGUUCAACGCCUUUGUCGGCAGUUUGAUCCUCAUGCAGUAUCUCUGCUACUCCAUCUGCAUUGUCUUUGCCCUCUGGCGCGGCCGUGACAAUAUCCCGCGCGGACCCUUCUGGUUGGGAAAAUAUGGUCUCGUUUGUAACAUCGUCACCCUUGCGUGGACUGCCUUUGCCUUGGUGUUCUACUCAUUCCCGCCCUAUAAUCCUGUCACAGCAAUGUCGAUGAACUAUGCCUCGGUCGUGACUGUCGGCUUUGCAGUGCUCAUUGCUGCCUUUUAUCUCCUUUUUGGUCAUAAGCGCUUUGCUAGUCCUGCGCAGAUUGAUGAAUAG
This is a messenger RNA of Penicilliopsis zonata CBS 506.65, 1515 nucleotides long. RefSeq lists its product as hypothetical. The transcript has a single exon. Gene Ontology annotation, molecular function: transmembrane transporter activity. NCBI's taxonomy places the organism in Eukaryota, Fungi, Ascomycota, Eurotiomycetes, Eurotiales, Aspergillaceae. The record is from RefSeq and is a predicted model, not a curated record. Gene Ontology annotation, biological process: transmembrane transport. Gene Ontology annotation, cellular component: membrane. Bases 1 to 1515 code for a protein of 504 amino acids.